UGUCGGGCCGGGAGGACAGCGCUCGCGCUACACAGGGAGCGCAGGGGGACCGGAGAACGGGGGGACUGACCGUAGACCGCACGCGCGCCCCUGCGUGCGUGCGUGCCUACCUCGCGCAUCAUUUCGGUGACUUUGGUGCACAUCCUGUUAUAUAUAUAUAUAUAUAUAUAUAUAUAUAUAUAUAUAUAUAUUUUUUUUUUCCUUCCCAGUUCAUACCUUAUUUGUGUGGGCGCGCCGGACCGUGUGUGUGUGAGCACGUACGUGUGUGUGUGUGUGUGUGUGUGUAAAAUGACAAGUCUUGGCCCGUCACCGCGUGCGCGUGUCAAGCCUGGCCGCACGUUUGGAAGGACGCCCGACCGCAGCCUUUUCUCAUCUGCAAGUUCACUCCGAUGAAUUGUGACAAAGGGCUGUCAGCGCCCGAAUAAGAAAUCGAUGCUCGAGGAAGCGACGCGCGGCUCUCCUGGAAUUUUAACGAUCCCUGUUUUUUUUCCCCUUCUUUCUCCCUUUCUCUCUAUCUCUCCCUCUGUGUUUCGCGCGCGCGCGCGCGUCUUUAUAACCAUACGAAGUGUUUCUCCUGGACUCCUGCUCGCCGCUGCAAGUCGAGGGGGCUGAUAGGGCUGCUGUUGAGUGUCCAUGCAAGACUCGGAGAGGGUGAGAGAGGAGAGGAAACAUGUCUGGCCACUUCUCUGAGAGGAUCCCUGCUAUCAGAGAUGGCAUUUUUGCCCGGCACGGCGCUCCUUGCUUCUAAAGUGCCUCGCAAAAUCCUGUUCAUGUUCACGCUCUCGCUGUCCGUAACCUACCUGUUCUACAGUUUGAUGAGCUGCUACGACUCGCUGCGCUUCCCCGUGCUGGAGAACUACGCGUACCAGGCACCGGAGGUCACAACUUUGGCCACGCUGCGGGAGAAACUUUAUUCGGGCCCUCCCCGCGCGCACCUCGUCCACGAGCUCGAGGCUACAACCGCCGCGGCCGAUCUGUUCACGGAGACCCACGGCGUGGAGGAGAUCACGGCGGGAUGGGAGCGAGCUCGGGCGGAGGCGGAGACGGAGUCGGCUGUUAGCAAGAGUGCCGCGGGGAACCUGGAGCAUCCGGAGACCAGCACCAUGGACAGGGGACUGGAGAAAGCCGCAAACUGCACCUCGGAUUACGGGGAGAAGAAACUACCCCAGGCUAUUAUAAUCGGGGUGAAGAAAGGGGGCACGAGGGCUCUUCUCGAGGCGCUCCGAGUUCACCCGGACGUGCGCGCGGUCGGGAACGAGCCGCACUUCUUCGACCGGAAUUACGAGAAAGGACUGGACUGGUACAGAGACUUAAUGCCAUCAACGUUGGAGGGCCAGAUCACAAUGGAGAAAACGCCCAGCUACUUUGUGACGAACAGUGCUCCGAAGCGCAUCCACACAAUGGCCAAGGACAUCAAGCUGAUCAUCGUGGUACGCAACCCAGUGACACGAGCUAUCUCAGACUACACACAGACAUUGUCCAAACGGCCUGAGAUCCCCACCUUCGAGAUCCUUGCUUUCAAGAACCGGACGCUGGGAUUAAUUGACGCCUCAUGGAGCGCGCUGCGAAUCGGAAUCUAUGCGCUCCACUUGGAAAACUGGCUACAGUACUUUCCCCUAUCACAGAUGCACUUUGUGAGUGGUGAGCAGCUCAUCACGGAUCCGGCCGGGGAAAUGACCAAGGUGCAGGACUUCCUGGGUCUCAAGCGCAUCGUCACCGACAAGCACUUCUACUUCAACAAGACCAAAGGCUUCCCCUGUCUGAAGAAGCCGGAGGACAGCAGCACCCCACGGUGCCUUGGCAAGUCCAAGGGCAGGACACACCCCAAAAUAGAGCCGGAUGUCAUCCGCAGACUGCACAAGUUCUACAAGCCCUUUAAUAACAUGUUUUACCAAAUGACAGGGCAGAAUUUCCAGUGGGAGAUGGAGGAUGGAGGUGACUCCCCUGGCCCACGGGACUGACAGACUGGUGUAUCACUGCUCUACCAGCUUAAACCCCCCCUCAUAAACCACCAAUGUUCUUCAUUUUCCUUAAGCCAUGCUACAGCACAACCAAUCAAGUACUAUCUGUCUGUAUUUAGAGCAAACAUUUCACCAGUUUGCUCUUUAAUUCCAUUCCCUGAAAAGCCUGGUGUCAAUUUGUUGUAUAUAUAUUAUUCAGUACAUAAAUAUAUUUAUAUUUGUGAAAAGAAGAUGCUUUUAUUCAUUUUUGAUUUUGAACACAGCGUUGCUCUAAAAUCAUGUCUACAUGAUGAUGAUGAUGCAUGCAAUGAGUUAAGUGUCCUUACCCUCUCAGCCAUAUACAUUUACUGGCCUGUUUUUGUUUGUUUGUUUGUUUAAACCACAUAUAUGUUCUACCUUGGACCAGGGUCUCUCUCUCUCUCUCUCUCUCUCUCUCUCUCUCUCUCUAGCUAGCAACUCAUUGUGUCCAGUCGAAGCAAGUUAUUAACAAAAGAACAGGAAAUCUGUGACAGAGGAAGAUUCAGAUUUAUUUCAUAAAACUGCACAAGCGUCUGUAUUUUUCCACUGACUUUCCCUCAUAUUUUUUUUGUAUUUCCUUUAAUUGGAUUUAGGACUUUACCCAACACAUUCUUACUCCCGACGUGGCAAAUACUGAAACAUGGGCAGAAGCCUGUAGCGUCACUGCACACAUGCCGAAAAGGCGCCUUUGGCUUGACUAAUUUGACGCACUCGAUAAUCCUAUUUAAAGCCUAUUUGCUUCAUCUCUCCAGCACAAAAUGGCAAACACAUGUACUGGCUUUGAGGAUGAGCCUUGUGCUUUAAAAGUCUGUUACACAAAAGGUGAAAGAAUGAACAAAGCACAGUCCAUAAUAAAGGACAACUCUCUGGUGAUUUCUAUUUUUAAUGCUAGACCUGUCUUCAUUGUGCUAAACUAUUUAACUUACCAUAUUUAACUGUUAUUAAUUGGCACAAUGUCAUUUUAGUUAACAAGGACAUUUCCUUUAUAUAGUGGGGUCCAAAAUCCAGUGAAGUGUUGUUGCCUUGAAUUUCAAAUUGAAAAUGUUAAAACAUUCAAUAUUAAUCAAGAUGCUGCAUGAUUACUGUUGAAAUAAACAUAUUUGUGAUAUUAUGACAUCUACAAUUUACUUAUACACAAGAUACAAAAGAUAUUACUUCAGAAUUAUUGCUCUCAUUGAAGAAUGUAUUCAGUUCCUAUGGAUUAAAACGUACAUCAGGUUUUGCACAGAUUUUUGGAGUUAGUGCAGGAGAUAUACCAAAUACGAAGACUUUUUUUUUAUUAUUCAUGUAACUAUUCUAUAAAAUGUCACUUUUCACUCAGGUUAUUGCUGAUAAUAUCAUUUGUGAUUAAACCUUUUGUAUAGAAUGUGCAAAGCAUUUUCUUUCUCAGACUUUUGGACCUCAAAUUUAGUCAGUCUACACAGCCAGGAAAUGUGUUUGCCUUUUUUUUUAGUUUGAGAGAUGACGCAAGUGUCCUUGUGUUGAUCAAAACAGUAUUAUACUGAGUGAGUGAGUCUAAUAGUGAAACAACUGUAGAGUAAACAGUGACCAUAAAAGCUUUAAUCUCUGAUGCACUGGGAAUUAGAAUGGCUUUAAUUUCUGUAACAUGCAUUAGCAUACUUUACCACAAUGACAUAAAGUUGAAUGUGAAGCAGUACACGUCACUGUGGGAUCUACAUCAUGUCUUUAAUUUCUUCCUUUUGCCUUGAUGCCCUCUAUAGCUGGCUAUUUUUGAUUUUAUUUUUACGGAAUGAGUACAGCAACAGAAUAAGCCUUGAGCAACUUUAAAUGACCUAUCAUUGUCAUGCAUGGGAUUAUUCAGGAAAAUGUCAAAGAGGCACAUGUAUGCUUCAGAACCAAGCUUUUAAAACAAAAUUAGUUCUCCGAACAAUUUGGUCCAUGGUUUAAAUUCACAAGGCAGCGCAAUCGAGUGUAUCAGUGAUACAGACAAACUGGGCGGUAGGGUGUUACCAAACAUCUGCUGCAUGAAAAGCUCUGAUGUUAAAGAUAAAUUGGGUACAGGACAGGGUUUGGCAAUGUUGUCGAUGUCAGUGUUUAAACUUUCACUAGUGUCAGAGUAAACUGUUCUGUUCUGGAGCAAAAAUGGCUUUCAGGGUUGAAAUUACUGGGGUUUGAUUUAAAUGCAUGUAACGUUGGAUGCAAAUGUACUCGCUCCGGUGGUUACACUUUUCAUGCUGUUCAUAAAUAUCAUAGUUCAUCUCAAUUAACAGCUACAGUGUGGAACUGGGAUUGAUUGGUUUAUUAUUAUUAUUAUGAUCAUCAUCAUAAUUAUCCUAAAGCAAUGCUGAUAAAGAUACUUGAUCACAUUUGCAAAGUAAGACCUUUGGAAGAGAUUUUUACUUGCACAAAUAUUGGCUCCUUCUCCUUCUUAGAAUCAUGAAUGAAGCCCUACACACUGAGUACUAUGCUUCUGAAUAACUGAAAGAAGUUAUUAAAUUCAUUUACUCUGGUAUUUUAAUAACACUGCCUAUGAUAAGGUCGGAUGUGAUACAUUUCCUUUAAUUAAGUAGAAAUCGACCUCAUCAUAAGCAGCAGAAUUGAGCCUUCAGCUCAGGGUUGCAUGGGUUCAGCACUGACUCCAAAUUUUACAUGAAAAAAAAAGGGAUUUCUUUAUAUACUAUUAAAUAUAAAACAAGAUAUGCUGAUACUGUUUUUGAACUCGGCCCUGUAUAAGUCAAGAAAUAUUGUAGUUACAUUUGUGUUAUGACAUUUAAAUCGAGCCCUCAGGGUUGGGAGAAUGAGAUAAGCAUUAACAGUUCUCUUUGGCUUGCGGUUCAUUUAUUUCCAUCAAUUAUUUAUUUCAGACACUCGAUCCAUCAAGGCAUUGUGGACGACUGCUCCCGGAAGCUUACUUAUCCCGACAAUAUACCAGACGAAGAAAAAUCCAAUUCACUUUGUUUGCAGUAUUGCUCCAAAGUUCACUCGGGUUUGAGGAAGGAUUUUCUUCCCCUUUUUAUUUUUUCAUUAAUCAGGACCACAAGUGAUUGUCGUUUGCCAACACAGCUGUGAUUAUGAUAACAGGGUGUCAUUACCGUCUCCUGCUUUUUUCAUAAACAUUGUUUUAACCUUCAACUGCAAUUAAAUUGCAUCUCGAUUGUUUGUUUGGUUUUUUCCCCCAUCAUAGUUAUUGCUGUAAUUUUCUUCCACUUCAACAACUUAGUCAACCAAUACAGACUGCGAAUCGAUAAACGCAGCCCUGAUCCACAUCUUCAGCCGCCAUUGGCUGAGAUACCGCCUCACUGCGUUAAAAAAAAAAGAAAAAAACAGUAUUUUAAUUUGCUAUUUUGUUAUUUAUCUUCUCUUUUAAAGAAACAGUACAAUAAUUAUCUUUCAUAGGCCUUCACAAGGACACAGGCCUGGAUCAAAUUUGGGUUACAUGCUGCCUCUUAUGAAGACAAGUAUCUAAAAAAGAAAAAACUGUAAUAGGGUGAAUAGUGGACGAAUGCAUAUUCUAAUGUAUGUAUUAAUUUUUUUAGCAUUGCGUUUUUAUCUAGUAAACAUCUUUGGAACCAUUAUUCUGAUUGUAUUCACAU
Molecule: messenger RNA, 5533 nt
Organism: Silurus meridionalis
Lineage: Eukaryota; Metazoa; Chordata; Actinopteri; Siluriformes; Siluridae
Gene: hs3st4
Product: heparan sulfate (glucosamine) 3-O-sulfotransferase 4
Exons: 2
Coding region: 711-1961 (416 amino acids)
Molecular function (GO): [heparan sulfate]-glucosamine 3-sulfotransferase activity
Source: RefSeq, a predicted model, not a curated record